CUUGUGCGCUACAGCUCGGAAGGUGUCCUGCAGCUGGGGCCUCUGGGCUCAACAUCCUUUCUGCCUGACUCCAAAUGCCUUGUUGAUGAUGGAAAUGGCAGGACACCGACUCUGAAGAAGUGUGAAGAUGUCCUGAGGCCAGCACAGAGGUUCUGGGAUUUCACACAGAAUGGUCCAAUCAUCAGCAGAGACACUGGCCGUUGUCUAGAAGUGGAAAUGUCAAAGGAUGCUAAUUUUGGGCUCAGAUUAGUUGUACAAAGGUGCUCGGGGCAAAAGUGGAUGAUUAGAAACUGGAUAAAACAUGGCAGACACUGA
This is a messenger RNA of Acanthisitta chloris (rifleman), 315 nucleotides long. RefSeq names its product polypeptide N-acetylgalactosaminyltransferase 9-like. The annotation marks the transcript as partial. The record is from RefSeq and is a predicted model, not a curated record. Lineage: Eukaryota; Metazoa; Chordata; Aves; Passeriformes; Acanthisittidae. The transcript is spliced from 2 exons.